Messenger RNA from Prunus dulcis (almond), 1129 nucleotides. Its product is annotated as chlorophyllase-2, chloroplastic. Gene Ontology annotation, biological process: chlorophyll catabolic process. The transcript is spliced from 2 exons. Gene Ontology annotation, molecular function: chlorophyllase activity. The coding region runs from base 25 to 1014 and encodes 329 amino acids. The record is from RefSeq and is a predicted model, not a curated record. Lineage: Eukaryota; Viridiplantae; Streptophyta; Magnoliopsida; Rosales; Rosaceae.
GAAACGAAAAAAAAAAAAAGUUUGAUGCUCAUGACAGUCAUGUCCUCCUCCACUUCCUCUUCUGCAGUUGCUAGCACUGCUGCUACAAAUGUCGUUUUUGAGAUUGGAAAAUACAAGGUGGUGCUCCAAAGAGCUGAACCAGAGACUACAUGCAGCACCAAGUCCUCAAAUAUUCCAGUUCCACCUCCAAAGCCUCUUCUGAUUGGCAUGCCUUGUGAAGCUGGAGAAUUCCCUCUCUUGCUGCUCCUCCAUGGUUAUCUUCUCUCCAACUCUUUCUACUCUCAGCUUAUCCAACACAUCGCUUCUCACGGCUUCAUUGUCGUUGCCCCUCAGUUAUAUACAAUAGCUGGACCAGAUACAACAGGUGAGAUCAAGUCUACAGCGGCAAUAACAAAUUGGUUAUCUGAAGGACUUCAGUUCUUGCUUCCACCCCAUGUUCAGGCAAAUCUAAGCAAGCUAGCACUUGCCGGCCACAGUCGUGGAGGCAAAGUCUCUUUUGCACUAGCAUUAGGGAAAGAAGGAAACACUGAUCGAAAGUUUUCAGCCUUAAUAGGCGUUGACCCAGUUGAUGGAAUGGACAAAGGGAAACAAACCCCUCCACCAGUACUAACCUAUGUUCCUCAUUCAUUUGAUCUUGAUAUGGCAGUGAUGGUGAUUGGUUCUGGUUUGGGUGAGGUGAAAAGGAACCCUCUGUUCCCUCCUUGUGCUCCAAAAGGUGUUAACCAUGAGGACUUCUUCAACGAAUGCCAAAAACCAGCAUGUUAUUUUGUGGCAAAGGAGUGUGGUCAUCUUGAUAUGCUGGAUGAUGAAACCAAGGGGAUCAGAGGGAAAUCUACAUACUGUGUGUGCAAAAAUGGGAAGUCAAGGGAACCCAUGAGGAAGUUUGUUGGAGGGGUUGUGGUUGCCUUCCUUCAAGCUUAUUUGGAAGGUGAUAGUAGCCACUUAAUGGCUAUAAGAGAUGGGCUUGAUGAGACUCUGCCGGUAGAGCUUCAAAUUGUUAAAUUUAAUUUGUGAAGUUUAGGAGCUGUGUUCAAAAGGCAAUAGAAAAAGAUUAAGCUGCAGUUUCCCAAAACAAAAUUAAUUUCUUUAUAUAUGUUACUUGCUCAGCUUGCUCCAUUACAAAUCUCAC